AUAAAAUAAAUUAUGUAGGGAGAGUAAUUGAUUCAUUUAUGAAGAGAGUGUGCCUCAAAAAAUUUAUUUUCUGCUAAAUAUCACUGUCCCACCAGCAGGACGACUACAUUUACUUCAAUGUUUGCAUAUGAAUUCUUAUCUAAUCAUGACAAACUGGAUAUUGAUUAGAAAGGUCCAAGAGUGUAGAUUUAACUCAAUAGGGUGGGGUGAUGCUUAAAAGGUUAAACUGACCUGUUCUUUUCAGACUAAACUGACAGCCCACAAUUGUGACUGUCUGUGUAAACCCAGCUAAUCUUGUUUAUUUGUGAUUUAUUAUUUUCUACACAAAAGCAUCCAACAUAAUCUAAAGAACAUUAUGUGAAAAAAAUGCUUUCUCUUCAAGCCAUCCGUAUUCGAGCCUAUGCAACUCUAAACAAGAACUGAAACUUGUAUUGUGAGUCUAUUUGCGUCUUCACGUGGCUCACUUCUUGUAAUCCUCACUGAUCCCAGGAGCCGCCAUGGAUCGUGUUAGCCUACUUUGGCGGUUGCGGCGUCGUGCCCGUCGAGGGGCCCUGUGCAUGGCACUGUUUUGCAUGACUAUGGCUCUCCUCUAUACGUUUUGUGCUGAAAACAGCAUACCCGUCACAGAUGCCAUUUUCGGGGUGAAAGCGAGAACUCGAGCUCAACCAAGGGCACAUUCUAUUGUUAAGGUAUUGCGAGGAACAGGGGGGUCGAAGCCAAUUUAUACAGACCCUCAAAAGCUCCCUGGCGUCAUUCCUGGAGAUCCUCAAAAGCCAAUUCCUAUCUUGUCAUCUUCCAACUACUCUAUGGAGAGCAGUAAUAAAGAACGCAACCUCAUGGACAAAAAAAGAGAUCGUGGGGUAUUUUACUGGCUUCUCGCUCACCCAUUAAGACGUGCUGUAGAGACUAUUUUUGGAGGCAGACGCAAAGGAAAUACGGGUGUUGCAGGUGGGGAUGCAGUUUUUUUCGGGCCUGAUGGGGCACUCGGAGAGGUCUGGAAUGAAGAGAUGUCAACCGCUAUGCUGGGGAAAAGGCUGAGGAAGGUGGUACAGAACUAUCAGGCAAUGAAUAAAUAUGGGGUUCAGUACUCUGGAGCGCAUCAUUCUAAACGGAGUAGACCUCAACUUCUGUGUCAGAUCAAAGAGAUGGUAAAAAUUACAACUUUAACACAAGACAUGGAGCCAUUUGCUGGGCUUUCAUGGGUCUCGCAAUUACCUCAACGCCAAUUUACCUCUGAUAUUGGCCCAUUCAAAACCUGUGCGGUGGUAUCAUCUGCUGGAUCUCUCCGAAAUUCUGGAUUAGGAAAAGAAAUCGAUGCACAUGAUGCAGUCAUACGGUUUAAUGCUGCACCAACAACAGGAUAUGAAAAAGAUGUGGGCUAUAAAACAACACUGCGUUUGAUCAAUUCUCAGGUAAUGGCAUCAGAAGAUCACCAUUUCCUAUCAAGUUCUUUGUACAGUGCAGGGAUUUUAGUAAGCUGGGAUCCUGCUCCUUACUCAUCUGAUCUGCGAGAGUGGUACAAUAAGACAGAUUACCCGAUAUUUAAACAGUAUCAACGAUAUCGACGCUUACACCCUCAACAACCAUUUUACAUUCUGCAUCCACAAACGGAAUGGCAGCUGUGGCAGCGAAUACAAGACAACAUGGGCGAGCCAAUACAAAGAAACCCACCCUCAUCAGGCCUGUUGGGCACUGUUUUAAUGAUGUCUGUUUGUGAAGUCGUCCACGUGUAUGAAUUCCUGCCAUCUAGACGUAAAACCGAGCUCUGCCACUAUUACCAACGCUUCAGUGAUGCUGCCUGCACCUUAGGUGCCUAUCAUCCAUUACUGUAUGAGAAGAACCUGGUAAAAAGAAUGAACCAGGGCUCGGACCGAGACAUCUAUACACGUGGCAGGGUAACUCUACCCGGGUUAAUGACACUUAACUGCACCCAUGGCUCCAUGUCCAGCACACUGUCAAAGACAUAAUCAGAGUGUGGAUAUGUUUUCUGGACACUUUCAGAAUGUAAACUGCAUGAUUACUACACAAGUGAAAUCACAUCUAGUUGCUGAGAAAGACCAGGAGUCAAUUCACUGGUGGCACUUUGCCUAAACUGAAGGUGGUAAAUGAAAUUAAGGCAGAACUCACAAAAACUUACCAUUAGCACCAAGUUGCUAAAUAAAUAUAUAUAUAUAUAUAUACACGGUUAAUGAGAUGUUGACAGAUGUACAGUAUUCCUUUACAUGUAAUAGUAAGUUCAUUAAUACUGUUUGCUGUUCAAAAAAUAUCUCACUUUUAAAUGAGACUGAACUGAUACCGAAUAAAUAAAGCUCUUCCUUUUAGAGUAAAAAUUAAGACAAAUCUCAACGCACAAAGCUACCCUGCCACUUUUAUAAUGUGCAGGUUUUCAAUGCAUGCAGCUGCAAUCCUAACAACACAUGCUUAUAACGUUGUUACAUUACUUACAAAAAAAAAUAGACAACACAACCAAAUAACAUACUCCCCUUGUUAAAGGUCCUGUUUUUUCUGAUCCCAUUUUCAAACUUUAGUUAGUGUGUAAUGUUGCUUUUAGUGCAUAAAAAAUACCUGCAAAAUGAUAAAGCUCAAAGUUCAAUGCCAAGCUAUAUAUUUUAGAAUUCCCCUUUCAAAGCCUACAGCGAACGGCCGGUUUGGACUACACCCCUCUACUUCCCGGUUUAAUGAUGUCAAUAUAAGAGUUAUUGACUAAACUCCGCCCACAGGAAUGCUUCUCUAUAUGGUUCCUCGUUUACUCGCUCCUAUGUCCUACAUCCUACGACCUAGAAACCGAUCGAGCUCCGCCAUCUUGUAGGGCAUCUCAAUUCUUUAAUUGCCCCCCGAGGAGGAAAGAACGAGGAGUUGUGCGGCUUUCACAUAGGACGCUCUGUACGCUGCGCUCGACCCUGGGCUCUGCUGGCCAGACCAAAGUAGGCGGGGUUUUCAAAAAAAUAAAUAGUGGAUGAGGAAUACAAAGACUGAUGUUGCCCAUCUCCAUUUCACGUAACUUGCCUACCUACAACAAUCUUCCUGACUUAAAACACACCUGACAUGCCAACUUGAAUUGCUCCAUGUUUCCAUGACACCUCUUUCCUUCCGAUGUCUCAGUAGGAGCGUAAACUUGUAUUAUAAAGCUCCGUGAAUUGCGAAACACACAGUAUAAGCUUUUCGUCCAUUUUGAUUUUGGCGCUUGUUUGGAUGCCCCGUUUCUAUUGGCCGCGUGGGUAAUCGUCACAGAGAGCAGCACAAAACUAUUUUGAACAUUGACCACGGCGUGAGCGCAAGCUGCCCUCCGCUGUGCUCGCGCUUUGCUCGACGCAGAAUAGGGCUGGGCAAAAAAAAAUCGAUUUUUCAAUUAAUCGUUUUUUAAAAUGUGGUCGAUUCAAAAUCGAUUCUCAAAGAGCAGAAUAGAUUUUUUCUUUCAUAUUUAUUUCCGCAAACAUUGAACGUAAGAUUAACGUUAAUUUAAUUACUAGUCUUCUUCACUAGAUGUCACCCUCUUUUUUGCCUUGCGCAAUGUUACCAAGGAGCGAGAGGCAAGCCUGUCAUUCAUUGAUUCAGUGCUUAAAAUGGCGGUUUCAGGUGCUUCAUUGACGUUGAUGCCACCUUCACAUAAAAAGUCAGAAGUAUGGAAGCAUUUUAGAAUUUACAAGCAAGACGACGACGAUAGUGUUGUGGCUUUUAAUUUUUUUUUAUGAAUUACCCACUUGUAAACGGCUGUUCUCUGUUCUUUUUUAUUAAUAUAGUAUUUGUAUUAAAUCUACAUUCAUUGAGUUGAAUCAAGAAUUGAGUAUAAAAACCAAACCGAGAACCUGAAUCGAAAAUUGAAUUGAGAAUCAAAAUCGAAUCGAUUUGAUAGCUUGUGAAUCGAAAUGGAAUUGAUCUGGAACAUCUGAAUCGAUACCCAGCCCUAAGCGAGAAUACACAAGUGUAUCCUAUGCGGAAGUGUUUUAUCAACUAAACCUGACGCACGUAUAAAUCUCCGCCCCCUUCACAUCGUCACGUCAUUAAACACACAUAAAUCUUGCUAUUAAUCAUUAAAUUAUUGUAAAUGUAGACUCGUUUCAGACAAUAUAUUUAAUAUUUAUGCAUAGACCACCAAUCUAUAUAAAUGAUCAGUGGUAUAGACAAAUAUACAGCACUUUUAAGAAUGUCUUUAUUAUAAUGUAGUAAGGAUUAUUUUAUUAUAUAUUUUGGGUUUUUUAAUGCACUUGAUAAUUUGAUAACAGAGAAUAAACGUUAUACAGAGAGUAAUACUUCGUUUCCUCCAUCCUUGCGAGCUAAGCUGUUGUCGAAUCACAACACACUAAACAAGCUACACAAUCAGAACUCGUUACGUAAUUCUAAAGGAGGGACUUCAUAGAACAAGGAAGACAUCAGCCCGUUUUUAGGACAGUAAAAACAGCACUAUACAGAUAAGUAAAUUGUGUGAAAAAUACUGCCAUUUUACACACAAAACAUGAACACAUGUUAUAUUGUGCACCAUAAACACAAUCACAGCUUCAAAAACACAGGAAAAACUGGACCUUUAAGCUUUAGACUGCUUUAAAGCUAUAAAGAAAGCUAUAUUUACAAGCUUAGAGAACGGUAUGCAUUUAAUAAUUAAACUUUAACAUGCUUUACAUCAUAGCACCAGUCAUAGGACUGUCCUUGCAUGCCUUACUAAAACUACAUAUAGCUUUGGUAAACCUGUAUUCAGUUGUAUUUAUAUUUUUGAUGAUAAGAAAUUGCAUGUUUGUCCUCUUUUACUAAAAAUGUUAUUUGAAUUUAACCACUUAUCACAUAAGCACACAUAAUAUCCCUUUAUUCUACUUCAUUUUUACAAUGAUCAACUAAAACCCCUCUUCCCCUUUAACAAUCUGACUUAAUUCUAGUAUGAAAUGCCCACGCUUAACAAUCUAAUCGAUUACUGAUGAAAGUCAGAUCCUGCCCUACAUUUUUGGUUCAAUAUUCUGUUUCACUCCAAAAUAUAUCAGAUUAUGGAAGUAAACAAGGCUGCAAAUAAUGUCUUUAAAACCAAAAUUAUUUUCCAUAAACUGAUAUAUAUAUAUAACAAAAUUCAUAUUUUUAUAAAGAAGAAGCUUGAUAUGCAACUUGUAGCAAAUUGCAGAUUACUGUAAUGACUUAUAAACAAGUAUCAUUUUUUCCCAUAUGUUUUAUAACAUCUUGUUUAUGAUAGAAUGUAGUUGUGUUUCUUGUAAAUGAACUUAGUUAUUGAAUGUACCUGAACAGUUCAACCAAUUCAACUCACAUGAACUACACUGGACUAUGCAUACUGAACUGUCCAAUGUAUCUAAAUUUUGUAUUGUAUUUUAUCUAUUACAUUUAUCUUUUGAAGGAUAGUUUUAGUAAUUUUAAUCUUCCCUGUCAGCAUUACAUUAUUUUAACGUUUACAGUCUAUGGGCCAUUCACAUUUCGCGUCUAAGGCUGCAUUCACACUUUUUAAUGCACAGAUCCGAUCUUUUGACCAUGUCUGAUUUUUCUUUAGACACGCCUCAUAUUCGAUGUCCGUGUUUACAUUAAACUCCCGCCCAGACAGAAUGCUAGCUUAACUGGGUAUAGUGUUAGCUAUGUUAAUACUGUAUCCUCAUCACGUAUUUAAAAUAAAGUCUUCCUCUGAAAAACUGUUGAGAACUUUGGGGGGUCGGCAGCUAGCUUUAUCACCCAAAAAUUCGCUCCAGUUGCUCAUAAAAUGGGCAAGUCGUUUUGUCCUGAAUACUGCGGUUAUUGUGAUGGUUAGAAGUAUUUUUUGUUUACACAUGUGCAGCAAUAUCCGAUCUGUGUCAGAUUUGAGCACUAAAUCCAAUUUUUUGUGCCAGUGUAAAUGCAGCCUAAAACCGUGCUGAAAACACGACCAAACCGCUUUCCUCCAUGAAGCUCGGGUGCUUGCGCUCCUGUAGCGUCUGCCGUUGCUAAGCAACCAUGAGCCGCACUCUCCAUAGAUUCAGUAGUGCGUCUUCAUGCAUUGUUUCUUUUGUUUGUGUCAUAAUAAUAGCGGCUUGACACAUUGUACAGCUCUGGGAAAUCCUGUUUAUGGUGUGGACACGGCAUUAUGAAAAGGUAAAAUAUUUUCAACACGCUGCAGGCCUCCGACCCACCUGUAAAAACUAGCGCAAAGCUCCCUAUUUGAACAUGCUUACUGCGCGUCUACAUUUAAAAUAACAAACUGGCACGCACAAAAGACACAAAAUGUGAAUGGCCCCUAUGGUGAAAAUUUGUACUUACUACUGUGAAAGUAUAGCUGAACUUUUUUGUUUUUGGAUGAAGUGUUUUUAUUUGGAUGUCAUUUAACUUACAAAAUUGGCUAUUCACUGGAGGUUACUGAAACACUUAUGGAUUAAUCCCAAAUCCUGAUACAUGGAUCACAAGUUUGUGUUAAUACUACUGUAUAGGUGACAGAUACUGUUCUCUAAAAAUGAAAUUAUAGACUUUUUAAAAUAUCAAGGGGUCUUUUUGUUCUUUUCAUGUCUAGAGUUGUGUUAUCUUGCUGGUGUAAAGAGACUUUGAUCUCGUGAAUCUCAAAUAAAACCUUUGCUACCUUUACUUAAUAGUCACAACAUAGAAAUGUUUGACUAAUUCAUAAUGUUUGACUAAAAAGUGGGAAAAAAACUUUCAUACUAUUUAUGUAUUUGGUAAAGACAAUUUAUAAGUCCGGCAAUCUGUAUCAAUGCUUCACAAUGGCGCCUCCUCUGUUGAUUGCUGUGAGGUCCACAAAAGGCACAUCACAGCCAAAUAACACAAACAAUUAAGAGCACAAGGUCUGCAGCAUUAUGUAUUAUUUCGAUUUAAUGAUCCAAUCCUCUGAUGCCCCACCUACAUUUAAAGCCAGAUUUUAUUGUCACGGGUUCAGUGGGUUUCUGUGCAUUAGCUAUGCUAUAUAUAAACUAAACACAAAUUUUCUUUCAUAAAACUGAAUGUGAAUAGGAUAAAUCACUAGGACUCAGCAUGUAUAUAUUCUUAGAUGAUAUUGUACUGCUCCUUGUAGGUUUGAAAAUAAGUGUAAUAUUGUCUGUUAUAUGCACUUCAUGGCACAGUACUACAAGGAUUAGCAGAGUAAUAAAACACUAAAACUGC
This is a messenger RNA of Misgurnus anguillicaudatus (oriental weatherfish), 7068 nucleotides long. It is a transcript of the gene st6gal1, whose product is annotated as ST6 beta-galactosamide alpha-2,6-sialyltranferase 1. Lineage: Eukaryota; Metazoa; Chordata; Actinopteri; Cypriniformes; Cobitidae. Gene Ontology annotation, biological process: sialylation. Gene Ontology annotation, cellular component: Golgi apparatus. The record is from RefSeq and is a predicted model, not a curated record. Gene Ontology annotation, molecular function: beta-galactoside alpha-2,6-sialyltransferase activity.